Molecule: messenger RNA, 635 nt
Organism: Leptosomus discolor (cuckoo roller)
Lineage: Eukaryota; Metazoa; Chordata; Aves; Leptosomiformes; Leptosomidae
Source: RefSeq, a predicted model, not a curated record
AAGCUGAUGUGGUUCCAAAGACAGUAGAAAACUUUAGAGCUCUUUGUACUGGUGAAAAAGGAUUUGGGUAUAAAGGAUCCACUUUUCACAGAGUGAUUCCUUCAUUUAUGUGCCAGGGUGGUGACUUUACAAAUCAUAACGGAACCGGUGGAAAAUCCAUUUACGGCAGUAGAUUUCCAGAUGAAAAUUUCAUACUUAAGCAUGUAGGACCUGGUGUGCUUUCAAUGGCCAAUGCAGGACCCAAUACAAAUGGAUCUCAGUUCUUCAUUUGCACUGCAAAAACAGACUGGCUAGAUGGGAAACAUGUUGUUUUUGGGCAUGUAAAGGAAGGAAUGGAUGUCGUGAAAAAAAUUGAGAGCUUUGGUUCCAAGAGUGGAAAGACCUCCAAAAAGAUUGUCAUUACUGACUGUGGCCAGCUGUCCUAGCCUUUUGCCCUGCCAUUCAGGACAACUUCGAUGCUGUGAAAAACAAUUCAUAAAAAACCCCAAACAUUUCUGAUCCCAUGAGUAGCACCUACAGAACCUUAUUUUCUAUUAAACUUGGUCCAACUUUUAUACUUUAUUGAAUAGUACUGAUUACAAGCACCAAACGGUAACUGAAACAUGUUUUAACUGAGCUACCUUGGUAGUCAUGCU